Molecule: messenger RNA, 2132 nt
Organism: Otolemur garnettii (small-eared galago)
Lineage: Eukaryota; Metazoa; Chordata; Mammalia; Primates; Galagidae
Gene: LARP6
Product: La ribonucleoprotein domain family member 6
Exons: 3
Coding region: 172-1644 (490 amino acids)
Biological process (GO): RNA processing
Cellular component (GO): nucleus
Molecular function (GO): mRNA binding
Source: RefSeq, a predicted model, not a curated record
GGCGGCAGCUGCAGCAGCGGCGCAGGGCGGGGCGCCCGACCCCGUCCUCCCCGGGCCGAGCAGCGGGCGUGCUGGCGCCGCCCCCGUCCCUGUCCCCGUCUCAGUCGCCGCCGCCCGACCGGCUGGGGCUCGCGGCGCGGGGACCUCGGCGGCGCCGCAGCCCGGCCAGCCAUGGCCCAGCCCGGCGAGGACGCUCGGCCCGGGCCCGAGGCGGCGGUGCAGAUCCGCGUCGCCAUCCAGGAGGCCGAGGACGUGGAGGGCUUGGAGGAGGAGGAGGAGGGGGCGGAGGCGCGGGGCGCCGGGGACCCGAGCCGGUACCUCAGCCCGGGCUGGGGCAGCGCGAGCGAGGAGGAGCCGAGCCGCGGGCACGGUGGCACCACAACAAGUGGAGGCGAGAAUGAGCGUGAGGACCUGGAGCAGGAGUGGAAGCCCCCGGACGAGGAAUUAAUCAAGAAACUGGUGGCUCAGAUCGAGUUCUACUUUUCAGAUGAGAACCUGGAGAAGGACGCCUUCCUGUUAAAGCACGUGAGGAGGAACAAGCUGGGCUACGUGAGCGUCAAGCUACUCACGUCCUUCAAAAAGGUGAAACACCUUACCCGGGACUGGAGAACCACGGCACAUGCCUUGAAGUAUUCAAUGAGCCUCGAGUUGAGUGAGGACCACCGGAAGGUGAGGAGGACCACGCCUGUCCCACUGUUCCCCAAUGAGAACCUCCCCAGCAAGAUGCUCCUGCUCUAUGAUCUCUACCUGUCCUCCAAGCUGUGGGCCCUGGCCACACCCCAGAAGAAUGGAAGGGUGCAGGAGAAGGUGAUGGAGCACUUGCUCAAGCUCUUCGGGACCUUUGGAGUCAUCUCCUCAGUGCGGAUUCUCAAACCAGGCAGAGAGCUGCCUCCUGAUAUCCGGAGAAUCAGCAGCCGCUACAGCCAAGUGGGGACCCAGGAGUGUGCCAUCGUGGAAUUUGAGGAGGUAGAAGCGGCCAUCAGAGCCCACGAAUUCAUGAUUACAGAAUCUCAGGGCAAAGAGAACAUGAAAGCUGUCCUGAUUGGUAUGAAGCCCCCCAAGAAGAAAGCCCCCAAAGACAAGAGCCAUGAUGAGGAGCCCACUACUAGCACCCACAAGUCCCUCAACAAGAGAGUGGAGGAGCUUCAAUACACGGGUGACGAGUCUUCUGCCAACAGCUCCUCCGACCCUGAGAGCAAUCCUGCAUCCCCUAUGGCUGGCCGGAGGCAUGUGGUCACCAACAAGCUCAGCCCUUCCAGCCACCAGAAUCUCUUUCUGAGCCCAAAUGCCUCCCCAUGCUCGAGUCCUUGGAGCAGCCCCUUGGCCCAGCGCAAAGGUGUUUCCAGAAAAUCCCCGCUGGCCGAGGAAGGGAGACUGAACUCCAGCACCAGUCCUGAGAUCUUCCGCAAGUGCAUGGAUUAUUCCUCUGACAGCAGCAUCACUCCCUCUGGCAGCCCCUGGGUUCGGAGGCGCCGCCAAGCCGAGAUGGGGACACAGGAAAAAAGUCCUGGUACGAGUCCCCUGCUCUCCCGGAAGACGCAGACUGCAGAUAGGUUACCUGUAGGGGUGCUGAGGCUGCCCCGGGGCCCUGACAACACCAGAGGAUUUCACGGUGGACACGAGAGGAGCAGGGCCUGUGUAUAAAUACCUUCUAUUUUUAAUACCAGCUCCAUUGAAAACUGCCUUUGUUUUCAAGGUUCUGACAAAUACCUGGCAUGAUAUAGAGUGGAAUUCAGUGAUCCCCUUUGAAAGGUUUUGUAUACACGUAGAUCUCUUAAUUUAUAUAAUUGUUAUAUAUAUAAUUUGUCUAGUACACCAUGAUUUUAAGGCCACCUUCUAGUUGAGAACACUCAUUCCUCCCAGCAUGGCCAUUAUUUUGAUGCCUGACACGUGUGAGUGUGACGGCUCUGAAGGGCUGUGGGACAGGCUCCCUGGGGAGUGGGUCACUUCUUUGGACACGGUUUUUCUCUGCAGUGACUGAACUGUCCUCAAUAGGCCAUGCACGGGCUUCCUGAGAGCCCGGAGGAGUUUUCCUGUGCAAUAGCAAGUAGUUAAGCCAAUAGCAUGGUGUCUUAUAGGACCAAAUGUAUGUUACCUGUCAAGUGAAUAAAUAAUAAAACACCCAGCUGGGA